AUGGGUUCAAUCUCUCCAACGCCCACGUACAAGGUGGAAAAGAUCGAUCGCUCCGACUUCCAGGGUAUCAUCGACGCCAUUGCAAAGAAUGGCUGCUGCAUCGUCAAGAACUUCACCGAUGCAGCCACGGUGGACAUGGUGAAUGAAGAGAGCAGGCCGUACCUGGACGCCGAUGUGCCAUGGGAGGGCGACUUGUUCCCACCUGAGACCCGGCGUUGCGCCAACCUGGCUGGACGCAGCAAGACGGUGCGAGAGAAAUGGCUCGUCGACCCUCUGGUGCGCGCCUGCACAGCCGCGUUUGUCGACAAGACGACGGUCAAUUACUACGGACAGACCAAGCACACGUACACGAGCGAGGCACAGUGUACCAUUGCCGUGACGCUGGAGAUUGGCCCCGGAGGCAAGGCGCAGCGACUACACCGGGACGACAAAAACUACCAUGUAGACCAUCCCGAUCAAACCGAGACGGGCUACCGGUUCGGCACCGACGUCGAGAUGGCCUUUAUGGUGCCGGGAGUCUUGACGACAAAGGAAAACGGAGCCACUCUAGCGAUUCCAGGCAGUCACCUGUGGCCGUCGGACCGGGAACCACCCCUGAUUGAGGAGGAAUCGAUUGCCUACGCCGAAAUGGACGUGGGCGAUUGCUGGAUCAUGUUGGGCGGUUUAUACCACGCAGGAGGCGCGAACAACACCACGAACGUGAAAAGAACCGUCCACGGACUGUUUUUUGUCAGGGGGUAUCUGCGACAGGAGGAGAACAUAUACCUUGCAAACUCGCCCGAGCAGGUGCUCUCCUGGGCUCCAGAGGCUCAGAAGGUUCUUGGAUAUAACGUCUCGAGUCCCAAUAUUGGCUUUGUUGAAUUUGUACCUCCAAUGGAUUAUCUGGCAGGUGUUCGUCCUGCGGACGGAGUCCUGAAAGAUUUUGAUCCUUCUCAGGAGAAGAAGACAUGA
Exophiala spinifera is the source of this 951-nucleotide messenger RNA. RefSeq lists its product as uncharacterized. The record is from RefSeq and is a predicted model, not a curated record. Lineage: Eukaryota; Fungi; Ascomycota; Eurotiomycetes; Chaetothyriales; Herpotrichiellaceae. Bases 1 to 951 code for a protein of 316 amino acids. The transcript has a single exon.